This is a messenger RNA of Carlito syrichta (Philippine tarsier), 1792 nucleotides long. RefSeq names its product SPARC related modular calcium binding 1 (gene SMOC1). Gene Ontology annotation, cellular component: basement membrane. The record is from RefSeq and is a predicted model, not a curated record. Gene Ontology annotation, molecular function: heparin binding; extracellular matrix binding; protein binding. The transcript has 14 exons. Gene Ontology annotation, biological process: extracellular matrix organization. Lineage: Eukaryota; Metazoa; Chordata; Mammalia; Primates; Tarsiidae. Bases 1 to 1419 code for a protein of 472 amino acids.
AUGGGUGCAAAAUGCUUCCGUGACUCUCAGUAUGACAGCCUUCUCCCCUGGGUCUUGGCUGGCCGUCCCUGUGGCUGUGGGGCCACUGUGGAGGAGGUGGGGACACUGCUAGAGAAUCCUGUCAGUGGGGCCAGUGCUGACAGUAGAGCCCCCUCCGCCCUCGCCAGCAUGUGGGGUGUAGCACCUGGCGUCUCUGCACUACAGGAGGCAUUUCUCAUAAGUGACCGUGACCCUCAGUGCAACCUCCACUGCUCCAGAACUCAACCCAAGCCCGUCUGUGCCUCAGACGGCAGGUCCUACGAGUCCAUGUGCGAGUACCAGCGGGCCAAGUGCCGGGACCCAACACUGGGUGUGGUGCACCGAGGCAGGUGCAAAGAUGCUGGUCAGAGCAAGUGCCGCCUGGAGCGAACUCAAGCCCUGGAGCAAGCCAAGAAGCCCCAGGAGGCCGUGUUUGUCCCAGAGUGUGAUGAGGAUGGCUCCUUCACCCAGGUACAGUGCCACACAUACACGGGCUACUGCUGGUGUGUCACCCCGGACGGGAAGCCCAUCAGUGGCUCUUCUGUGCAGAACAAAACUCCUGUAUGUUCAGGUUCUGUCACCGACAAGCCCUUGAGCCAGGGUAACUCAGGAAGGAAAGAUGAUGGGGCUAGGCCAACGCCCACAGUGGAGACCCAGCCGGUGUUCGACGGAGAUGAAAUUACAGCCCCAACUCUAUGGAUUAAGCACUUGGUGAUCAAGGACUCCAAACUGAACAACACCAACAUCAGAAAUUCAGAGAAAGUCCACUCGUGUGACCAGGAGAGACAGAGUGCCCUGGAGGAGGCCCGGCAGAACCCGCGGGAGGGCAUCGUUAUCCCUGAGUGUGCCCCUGGAGGGCUGUACAAGCCCGUGCAAUGCCACCAGUCCACUGGCUAUUGCUGGUGUGUGCUGGUGGACACAGGGCGCCCGCUGCCUGGGACCUCCACACGCUAUGUGAUGCCCAGCUGUGAGAGCGACGCCAGGGCCAAGAGUGUGGAGGUGGACGACCCCUUCAAGGACAGGGAGCUGCCAGGCUGUCCAGAGGGGAAGAAAAUGGAGUUCAUCACCAGCCUGCUGGAUGCACUCACCACUGACAUGGUUCAGGCCAUUAACUCGGCAGCGCCCCCUGGAGGUGGGAGGUUCUCCGAGCCAGACCCCAGCCACACGCUGGAGGAGCGCGUGGUGCACUGGUACUUCAGCCAGCUGGACAGCAACAGCAGCGGUGACAUCAGCAAGCGAGAGAUGAAGCCACUGAAGCGCUACGUGAAGAAGAAGGCCAAGCCCAAGAAGUGCGCGCGGCGCUUCACGGACUACUGCGACCUCAACAAGGACAAGGCCAUCUCGUUGCCUGAGCUCAAGGGCUGCCUGGGUGUCAGCAAGGAAGCAGGACGCCUUGUCUAAGCAGCAGGAGACCCCAGGGCAGGAGGAGAGUCUGGGGAGACAGGAUGGACCCCAGACCCCCACCCUCCAGCAUUCCCCUGGCCCGGCCACAUCCCGUGUAACAUAAGCCGUGCCCGCCAUGUCUGCACUUUUAAUAACUCUUACUCACGUGUUGUGUUCUUGGUUUCAUUUUUAAGCACCAAUAUCUAAUACCGCAGUGGGACAAGGAAAGGGAAGAAAGACUGUUUAUUCUUUCUGGUUGUAAGUGUUUGGAUCUGCUACUGACAACUUUAAGGGUUUUUUUGGAGGGCAGGGGGUUUUGGUGACUGAGAAGAAAGAGAUUUAUAUACUGUACAUAAAUAUAUUUGUAAAUUGUAUAGUUCUUUUGUACAGG